AUGGAGGGUCCGUUGUCGAAAUGGACGAAUAUGGUCCAUGGAUGGCAAUAUCGAUGGUUCAAACUCGAAAAGGAUGCUCUUUUAUAUUACACAUCGCGCGACAAAAUGCUCAAAGGGCAGCAAAGAGGACAAAUUCGACUGACUGGCGCUGUUGUCGGCAUUGACGGAGAGAAUAAUAGCCUUUUCACGAUUACCGUUGAAGGAAAAACGUUUCAUAUGCAGGGUCGCGAUGUCCGAGAAAGAAACCAGUGGGUGAAGACACUUGAACAAACGAUCCGAGUCCUCAACGGGUACAAGAGCGCCGGCACCUCGGCCAGCAAUCCACCUCUUCACCAUUUCAAACAAAAAACGGACGAAGCCAACCAAUUGCUGAAAGAUCUCGUUUCGAGGGUUAAUGAACUCGAGCAAAUCAAGAACAAUGGAGAAGUGGGAAGUGUUGAAAAGAGAACGAUUGAUGAUGUUAUUGCGACGACAAACAACCUGCUGAAUACAGUAAAACACUCGAUUAUAUACCUCCAGAUGCUUCAAGCUCGCUUAAAUCCAGACAUCAAAUUGGAGAAGAUGAUUCAUUUGGAGUUCGAUGCGAAUCAGACCGACAACGUCGGGGCGAAAGAGUUGGUGAGCACGACAGCUGGAGCUGGAGGAGCAGCAGCAGCGGCAGCGAGCAACAAGACCGCCGACGGUAACGAGAAGCCGAUCUCGUCGAUUGAACAUCUUGAACACCUCAAACCCCAGCAUCAGCGAGUCGAAUCAUACGCAAGUAGCGACGAGGAGGAAUUUUACGACGCCGACGAAGAACUCAUUGAUUUGGACAUUGUGACGGAGAAAGAGGGCGAACAAGUCGAUACGACUCCAGAAAUUAUGUCUACGGAAGAGGAUGAUAUCGAUUUUGGGGAUGCUAAUGAGGAUUUUGAUGAGAUUUAUAAUAAUGCAGAGGAGCAUGACGUUGGAGAUGUGCAGCAGGAGCACGGAUCGGUUUUGAUGCAUUUACUCAGUCAGGUCUCGGUCGGAAUGGAUCUUACAAAAGUCACGUUGCCGACAUUCAUAUUGGAAAGAAGAUCACUAUUGGAGAUGUACGCGGACUUUUUUGCUCAUCCUGAUAUGUUUGUGAGCACCACUGGAAUUGAGACACCGGAAAAACGAAUGAUCGCCGUUGUCCGUUAUUAUCUGAAUGCGUUCUACGCGGCGCGUAAAAGCGGUGUCGCGAAAAAGCCUUACAAUCCGAUUCUCGGCGAGACGUUUAGAUGUCGAUACACUGUGCCGAACACGACGCCGUCGCCGAAGAAGACCGAAGCCGGACCGUGGCCGGGAUCCAAUGAGAAUCAGUUGACGUUCAUUGCUGAGCAGGUCUCGCAUCAUCCGCCAAUCUCGGCGUUCUACGCCGAAGUCCCAUCUCAAGGAAUCUCAUUCAACGCCCAUAUCUACACCAAAUCUUCAUUCUUGGGAUUGUCAAUUGGUGUGCAAAACCUUGGUGAAGGUGUCCUCACACUGCAUCGCUAUAACAAUGAACAGUACACGUUCACAUUUCCCAGCGGAUACGGUAGAUCAAUUAUGUCGACACCUUGGGUUGAAUUAGGAGGAAAAGUGAAGGUCGCUUGUCCCAAGACGGGUUAUUAUGCAGAUAUAGAAUUUUUGACGAAGCCGUUCUUUGGCGGAAAACCUCAUCGAAUUCAGGGUUCCAUUUAUAAGGAAGGAUUGAAGAAGCCGAUUUUAACGAUUCGCGGUGAAUGGAAUGGCGUGAUGUAUGCCAAGCCACCAAAUGGCGAAGAAUACACGUUUUUGGAUGUGAAGGCGAUUCCGGAAGUGAAGAAGGAAUGUGUUCCGGUGAUGCAGCAGGGAAAACGAGAAAGCCGAAGAUUGUGGAGGCAUGUGACGGCGGCAUUGUUGAGAAAUCGCAUUCAGAUUGCAACGACAUCGAAAAGAAUCAUCGAGCAAAGACAGCGAAAGGAAGCUAAGGAGCGCCAUGAGCGCGGUGAGACCUGGAAUCCGACUCUUUUCGAGAAGGAUGGCGACGGUUUCGUGUACAAAUACAGACUGAACAACCGUGAUAAAGUCUGA
Molecule: messenger RNA, 2058 nt
Organism: Caenorhabditis bovis
Lineage: Eukaryota; Metazoa; Nematoda; Chromadorea; Rhabditida; Rhabditidae
Source: the annotation of a GenBank genome assembly